Raphanus sativus (radish) is the source of this 1045-nucleotide messenger RNA. RefSeq names its product ethylene-responsive transcription factor ERF113. The record is from RefSeq and is a predicted model, not a curated record. Gene Ontology annotation, molecular function: DNA binding; DNA-binding transcription factor activity. Lineage: Eukaryota; Viridiplantae; Streptophyta; Magnoliopsida; Brassicales; Brassicaceae. Bases 298 to 957 code for a protein of 219 amino acids. The transcript has 2 exons. Gene Ontology annotation, biological process: ethylene-activated signaling pathway; regulation of DNA-templated transcription.
UUCUUUCCUCAUAAAAUUAAUAGCCUAGAGUAAAGAAAACCCUUGUUUGCUUCCAACUUGUUCAUCACCAAGCCAAGCUCCAUGUUCUAGUCACCCUAGAAUACUCAGCUUACAAACAAUUUGUUCAAACUAGUUGGUUCCUUCCAAGGUCUUGUACUCAUACUCACACGUGUUGUUCUUUCUCUGUGUGUGUGUGUGGAUAUUGUAAAAGUGGAUCGAAGGUAUGGAAAGGGAUUGGUUCCACCGGAAACGUCGGCGGCGGAGAACCCUUCUUGGAACGAGUCCGACGUCACCGCCAUGAUCUCCUCUCUAAGUCGUGCCAUCGAGUAUCCGACAGCCGACGGACACGACCCGGUCAAACAAGAGCUUGAUAGAUCGGAUCAACUACAACAAGACCAAGAUCAACCAAGAAAAAGACACUAUAGAGGCGUAAGGCAGCGACCAUGGGGAAAAUGGGCGGCCGAGAUCCGUGACCCGAAGAAAGCAGCCCGUGUAUGGCUCGGGACUUUUGAGACAGCAGAAGACGCCGCUUUAGCCUACGACCGAGCAGCCCUCAAAUUCAAAGGCACCAAGGCUAAACUCAACUUCCCUGAACGCGUCCAAGGCCCAUCAACUACAAGCUAUGUUGCAUCUCAAUCCGGCACUGACCAUUCCCCAAGAGGAGGUAGUGAAUUAAUGAACUCGCCUCCUCCUCAGCUUGGUCCAUCUACUACUUCGUCGUGGCCAACGAAUUAUAACCAGGACAUACUUCAGUACGCUCAGUUGCUUACGAGUAACAAUGACGAUGCUUUAUCGUACUACACGUCGAGUCUCUUCAGUCAGCAGCAGCAGCCUUUCUCAACGCCCUCUUCAUCGUCUUCCUCUUUAGCUUCCCAACAAACGCAGCAGCAACAAGAGCAGCAGCGUGAAGAAGAGAAGAGUUAUGGUUACCACUAUUAUAACUAUCCAAGAGAAUAAUAGACAGUUAUUAUUGUCGAUCUAAUAAGUUUUAUAAUCUCUACUACAUUCUCAUUUUGGCUUUUAUUUCCAACCUUUUGUUGCUAUA